UUUGCGCUACUCUGGCAACCUGCAGAGUUGCCCUCAUCACGCGCAUGAAAGGUGCUCUGCAACUCCCGGAUAGACUGAUAUCACAGAGGGGACUACGGAAAUGCAGAACAUCACAGACAGCGAGUUUGCACGCGAAGUGGAAGCACUGAAGGCGCAUAGGCGUGAAUCGGUCAAUCGGCACAUCCUGGAUCCGGACCUGCCCGAUUUGGCAGCGGUGCUGAGUGGAUCGUCAUCCUUGCCCAUAUCGGGCAAUACAGGUGGUAUAGUCGAUCGCUCGCUCAGCGCUGUUAAGACAGCUCAGAGCAGUACUGGAAGCUUGGCUAGAGAAGGCGUAGGGCUCAGCGACAAUGGGCCGGUCGCGCGAGGACCCGGUGGGAGGGGCAACGAAGGCAGGCAGAGAUUCACGGCGCGGCGGAGGGGUCUCGGAUCCUCCUCAAAUGCCGAUGGCGGCGACGAGGAAGGUUCGCCUUCGUCUGCUUCGCGCAGACCCCAAGUCUCCCCGGUCAUGCAGAGUGGCGGAGCAAACAACGAGCAGCUGGAUCCAUCCCAUCUGUUCUGGGUGCCAGCUUCAAUGCACCCAGAAGUCUCCCCCAGCGACUUUCGCAAGUUCCUGCACGAGCAUGCUUCGCGUGCCGUAAGAGAAGCAGAAAAAUCGGGGCAAGAUGGGCCGGACGGUCAAGGGUCAGCCGGACCUGCGAGUGUCAGUGGUGACGAUGUACAUCCGGCAUUGCAAGGCAUCAUCCGGAGGCCAUCCAACAGCAUCAGCGGGAGCGGAUCCUUACGAGCAGAUCUCAUCAGCCGCUCGACCUCGCUGAGCAGAAGGGCUAGUACGCUUCGACGGCAGUAUCGUCCUGAGAUUGACACGGACACCAACGAUGAUGACAAGUCCGCCAAGUCUAGCGCACCGAAGUCGCCGCUUGCGCGGAGUUCCAGCAAGCGAGACUUUGAAGGGCCGAUGCUGACGCUAGAGGAUCUGCAGAAGCUGGAACAGCUGGCCGAAGAAGCAAGCAAGGCGCAAGAUCCCAGUGCCCUCCGAAGUGCCCUCCAUCGAACAAUCAGCAUGGGCUCAAACGCUUCUGCCCUCGACCGUGUCGAUGACAUGCCCGCCGAAGUGGAAGAUGCCGAUUCGCCGAUCAUCCUUCCGCGGCCCGGACAGAUUCUUCGAAGGGCUGCGCGGACGAAGAUCCGGAAGACGUCAUUUGGGGAAGGGCAGAGGCGACCUUCGCGCAGGAGGACGGGAGCCGCAUCGGGGAGCGUCAUAUCGGAAGACACCACGGCGAGUGCAGUAGACCUCGCAGCGAUGCCCCGAGGCGACUCGUCCGUGCUCGAAGAAGAUGACAUGCAACGGACGCAAAGCGGGCAAUCUGCUGCGUCAGGAGAGGAAGAAGGGCUGCAGAAGCCUGGCAGGCCGCUUUCCGACGAGGCGACCGAGUCGAUUGUCGAUGCGUAUUCAAGAGACUCGUACCUGUCCGAUGCGUCGCAACGAACGAGCGUCACUUCUCUCACUGAGUCGGUCUCUGCUUCGAUCCCAACCCCAACCUCCGAUGCCAGCGUGCGAACCGAGCAGCACAGUGCACCACUCACUCCUACACAGGGACGGACUGGCGCAACCUCCCAACCUAGUGACUACUUCGACAUGCCCGCCGACCCUCAAGGGACCCUCAAGGGCGACUCCAGGUCGCGCAUGCUUACAGACAUCAUUACAGAGUCGCCACCUGGAUCUCCGGUCAAAGAGACCCCCCCACUUGCGCCCGUUCCUGCACCCGCACCCGCUGUCGAGCAUGACAUGGCACUGGCUCCGAAUCGGAUCUUCCCGGUGCACGUACAGCACGUGCCACCGCAAGCUGCCUUCGAGAAAACACGGCCUGCUCCGCUUCCACCUCCACCUGCGCAAUCAAAGUCUCCUCUCCCUCCUUCUCCUGAACAGCCGCUCCAACCGCAUCCUCACACUUCCUUUUCGCUGACCGGUGGCAUCGCACCUGUCGCGCCGAAGAUCGCCACUUCUCCAGCGCUUGCGUCUCAGCAGGGCCCCAUCGUGCCCGCGCAGCAGCAACAAUACCGGCAGCAGCAACAGAAGCUCCCGCCUCCGUCGAAGAGCAAGGAGAAGGAGAAGAAAAGCGGCUUUGCGUCCUGGUUUGGCUUGUCGAAGGACGAUGAUGAAGAUUCAAAAAAGGCGGCCAAGCUCAAGAAGAAGGAGGACAAGGAAAAGAUGAGGGCGGAUGACGAGGGAUCAUCCGGCUUCCUUGGCUCCCUCUUUGGCAAGAAGAAGGGCUCGGAGGAGCCCAUGCAGCAGUUGCAUCAGCAGCGAUGGAACAACAACCAGAUCACUGCUGGGAGCCUUUUGGACAGGAACGUUGCCGGGGGUGCGCGUCUGAUCAACAACCAUUACCGCUAUCCGAUCCACGUUGAGCGAGCCGUCUACAGGCUCAGUCAUAUCAAGCUCGCGAACCCGCGGCGGCCGCUCUACGAGCAGGUGCUUAUCUCGAACCUCAUGUUCUGGUACCUGUCCAUCAUCAACCGCAGUUCGACCGCGUAUGGAGCGCCCACGGGCGAGUUGGUCCAAGGCGCUGGCAACGCACCAGGGACAACUCCUCCCGUGGAGAUCGAGCGCACAGAGGAAGCUGAGCAACACGUGAACCACAAGCCGGCCAAGAGCAAGAAGAGCGGGCUGGUCAAACCGAAUCGUGCACCGCCUGGACGCAACACGGCCGAGAUGCCAAUCGCCGCUGCUGGUUAUGGCAAGCAGCAUCGGCAGAUCAACAGCGAGAUGGCGCUGCAACAGCAGGGCCCGCAGCACAACUCGUUUAUCGCAUCGCAGUACAAUCUGCAGAGCGCUUUCCAUUCCUCGCAGUCGAGCUUCACCCCGGGUCAAGUCGUGGACGCGCAGGUGCUCCAGGGGGGGCACGGAACUUCGUCUUAUGCAGAUCAUGGCAUCAACGGCGUUUCUGACUCGCCUCCUGCGACUUACGCAGCGGCUGCAGCUGCAACAAGUCUGGACGCGUCACAGCGACAACAACAACAGCAGCAAAAGCAGCGCUGGUCUGAUGGAUCGGGCUCGGACAAAAGUACCUCACCAGAGGUGGUAGGACAGAGGGUCACGGGGCGAGGCUACAGCGAAGGACAACAGCACAAUGUGCCGGAAGAGUUUGGCUCUCAAGGCAAGCGCCAAGGGCCUGGCUUGAGCCUACGCAGAGUGAGUGACAGUGUGGAGUCGGGCGCAUGGCUCGGAGGCAACGGGUCCGGCACCAAAGGCCAGCGCCGUGCUGUGUCGCCUGUCGAAAGCGAGCACGCAUGGCUCGGCAGCGCUUCUGGCAGCGGCGGUGGAUCCAAUGGGACUUCUGGACCUUCCGGUGGCAAUCUGUGGCAGCAAGCCGGCUUGAGCGGCGACGCGUUCGGCUCUUCUGCCGGUGCGGACAUUGACCAUCGGCGAAACCUCAGCGAGCCGAUCCACGCCGAUUUUGAUGCGGACGCGCGGCAGCGGAUGCGCGCGAGCGAUCCGUCGCGCAGCGCAGGUCGUGGGGGCGCCACCUGGCAGGCGGCAUAUGGUGCAGCAGCGGCGGCGGCGGCGGCGGGGGCCAACGGUAGCGUAUACAGCUCACCAGAUCUUUGGAUCACCCUGGCCGACGAGGCACAUCGCGAAUUUUCUGGGGGCGCAGGGCAGCGCAGCGUCAGCGAGGGUUCUGUGAUGUCCGCUGCCCCUUUGGCCACAGGGGGCCACAACGCGUCGUACCUUUCCAGCAGCACCUCGGAUCCCACUUCCCUCGGUGUGAGCAGCGCGCAAGCAGCAGCGGCAGUCGUUGUGGCCUGCACACCGGGCAUGACGACCAACAAGCAGCAGCAGGGCAAGGCCGUCGUCGCUACCCGUCGCUCGCCAUCUCCGUCGCGGCACUCUCCGUCAUUGCAAUCGGCGUCGGCCUCACCAUCACCUGCGUCAUCCGCGGGUCUGGCUCAAGCGCAGCCGCAGCUGCCGCCGCUUGACACUGCCGUGCUGGAUGCCGCUCGUCUGGCGGUGCAAUCGCGCAGGGCGCGGCCGUGAUACCGGACGCAACAGUGCGGGCUACUAGCGGCAGGAGACCACGAUCGACCCCGAGGUGUUGGCAUGUUUGUUUGUACUGUACUCUGAUUUGGAUCAAGA
Messenger RNA from Tilletiaria anomala UBC 951, 4135 nucleotides. RefSeq lists its product as uncharacterized. Bases 101 to 4036 code for a protein of 1311 amino acids. Lineage: Eukaryota; Fungi; Basidiomycota; Exobasidiomycetes; Georgefischeriales; Tilletiariaceae. The transcript has 2 exons. Gene Ontology annotation, biological process: positive regulation of G2/M transition of mitotic cell cycle; establishment of cell polarity. The record is from RefSeq and is a predicted model, not a curated record. Gene Ontology annotation, cellular component: cell septum; cytoplasm.